Lolium rigidum is the source of this 1795-nucleotide messenger RNA. Its product is annotated as protein JASON-like. The transcript has 6 exons. Bases 1 to 1557 code for a protein of 518 amino acids. NCBI's taxonomy places the organism in Eukaryota, Viridiplantae, Streptophyta, Magnoliopsida, Poales, Poaceae. The record is from RefSeq and is a predicted model, not a curated record. Gene Ontology annotation, biological process: male meiosis II.
AUGGGCUGCUUCCGCGCCUGCUUCGGCGGCGGCGGCGACCGUCGGAAGUCGCGGAGGCGGUCGCCGGCGAGGCUCCCGCCGCGCCCGGACCAUGUCGCUCCGGUCGGCAAGGUCUCGUCGCCAGCAGAUGUGGUGGUGAAGGAGGCGGCGCCGCCAUCGCCAGCUGCGAGCGCUUUGGAGCCGCCGCCGCUGCUCGUGGAGGCCGCGGCGGAGGAGGCCGUCACUGCCGCGAGCUCCGGAACGGAGCAGAGGGAGUCGAGUGAGCAGAAAACUUUGACAUCACCACCGCUGACAGUGGAUGUUGAGGAGGAGGUGGUCACUGGCGCAGGCCCUGGAAGAGAGCUGAGGCAGUGGAGUGAGAGCAAGGGAUCGCCUGCGCGCUCUUUGCCGCAGGAGAAGACGGUCACACCACCUCUCUCCCCAGUGAGAUGUGCCCCCGUGGCAGCACCGGUUGUUUCAGCUGCUGAUACAGAAUUGGGGGAUGCUGGUGAAGAGGAUAGUCGCAGCGGUGGCAAGAAGAAGGUAACAUUCGACAUGAAUGUCACAACAUACGAAGAUACAUCGCUACCACCUGAUGAAGAAGGGGAACUUUCAGAACCUGCUAAGUGCGCGAAAGAUGAAGACACAGAACAGACGCAGAAGAGUGUUGUGCUGCCAGAGAAUCAUCGGUAUGGGAAUUGCACAGACAGUGAAGACGACGAAGAUGAGUACGCUGAGGAUGGCAACUAUGGUGAUGACAGUGAAGCGGAGGAGGAUUUCGUGGACUGCAAGAUUGACUUAGUGGAUGAGGAGGAAGCGAGAGCUGUGGAGAACACGGAGGAGUCUCAUGAGUCCCUAUUCUCACUGCCAAUGUCUAAUGAUCGUCAGAAUGACCUAGAAGUCAGCAGCCCUGUACCCAAGAGCAGUGUUACCCCUGCACAGGAAGAAAGCCCUUUAAUCCACGGGAACAACCACCGUGAUAGGAGCCAGUACGUCCGUCCUGUGUUGAACCCAGUUCAGAAUCUGUCACAGUGGAAGGAAGUUAAGGCCCAAGCAGGACCAGUUAAAAAGUUGUACAAGGAGAAUGUGAACUCGGUGCCAGAUGCUGGUGCAAGCCUUAGUUGUAAGGUUGCAAAGCAGACGAAGAUGGGCCCUAGCAACUCUGGCAAGGGAGAAGUUUCUGUAGAUGCAAGCCUCUCUACGUGGUUAGUUUCUUCAGAUAACUCAACAGUUGACAAGGCCCAAAGUAAAUCCCCCCGCUCCGUUUCCUCCGUAUGCAGAGAAGAAAGGCCUGUCCUGGGUGCUUUGACUGUUGAUGACCUUAAGCAAUCGUCAGCUACGCCAUCUCCAUGUAGGUCUCCAAGCCAUAACCGUGAAGAGGUGCCGAUCUUGGGUACGGUGGGAAGUUACUGGAGUAGCACAAAACAGGGUAAUGAGUACUGUUCUUCAAGGUCUGAUUCAGGAAGUACUGGAAUCCCCAAUACAACCAGCAAAUACAGAGAGGAUAGAAGGGUGAAUUGGCACUCGACUCCCUUUAAUGUCAGGCUGGAUAAAGCUCUGAAGAAAUCUUCUGCAUGAGUUUUGGCGCUGCUGCUAAAGAUUUUUAGUAGUUAUAUGUGUUGAGCUCCCUCCCACCUGUAAGAAAUACGCGUGGUGUGCAUUACCAAUACGCGUGGUUUGUCCCACUUUGUGUAGCAAAAGUCUUGUAGAUUCAGGGUUGUGUCCAAUUGAACUUUAUGUAUAUUGAAGGGAAGAUGUCUGUUCCCUUGUGCCGGAUAUAGAAGGGCCACAAAAUUGGCCUGUUUGCAUGAGUGCC